CAGCCCACCACGAUCCAUCUCAUCGUCGUGCUCGCCGACACGGCCACACGGGGCGUCGCCAUCCUGUCGCCUCUGCUCCUCCUCCUCCUGCUCCAUCUCCUCCUCCAUAUCCCACUCGCCAAUCUCGAUUCCCUCCUCCGCUCUACCUCGCCGGAGUUCACCCUGUGUGGGACUGGGAGCGGCGGCGGCGUCGGAGGCAAUGGACGCUUCGUCGGUGGCGCUCUACGGCCAGCUCAAGGCUGCUCAACCAUUCUUCUUGUUAGCUGGGCCUAAUGUGAUUGAAUCAGAGGAGCAUGUCCUGAAGAUGGCAAAACACAUCAAAGGCAUCACAACCAAGCUUGGUCUGCCACUUGUGUUCAAGUCCAGCUUUGAUAAAGCAAAUCGUACAUCAUCAAAAUCCUUCCGUGGUCCUGGUCUGGAGGAAGGCCUGAAGAUACUUGAAAAAGUGAAAGCAACAUAUGACAUUCCAGUGGUCACUGAUGUGCAUGAAAGCCACCAGUGUGAAGCCGUUGGAAGAGUGGCCGACAUCAUACAAAUUCCAGCUUUCCUCUGUCGCCAGACUGAUCUUCUAGUGGCUGCUGCCAAGACUGGAAAAAUUAUCAACAUCAAGAAAGGACAAUUCUGUGCUCCUUCUGUUAUGGCCAACUCUGCAGAGAAAAUCAGACUUGCUGGAAAUCAAAAUGUUAUGGUCUGUGAGCGUGGCACCAUGUUUGGCUACAAUGAUCUAAUUGUUGAUCCAAGGAAUUUUGAGUGGCUGAGAGAAGCUAAUUGUCCAGUUGUAGCUGAUGUAACGCAUGCUCUACAACAGCCUGCUGGAAAAAAGCUUGAUGGUGGAGGUGUUGCAAGUGGGGGCUUACGAGAACUAAUACCAUGCAUCGCAAGGACUUCUGUUGCUGUCGGAGUUGAUGGUAUUUUCAUGGAGGUACAUGAUGAUCCCUUGAACGCACCUUGUGAUGGCCCAACUCAAUGGCCACUGCGCAAUUUGGAGGAGCUAUUAGAGGAGCUGAUUGCAAUUGCUCGAGUCACCAAGGGAAAGAAGCCACUCAAGAUCGAUCUCACCCCCUUCAAAGAAUAAUCUGGUCCAGUUGGUAGGAAAUAAUGGGCACACUUGCUUGGUUGAUAGUUUUGACCAGCAUAUAUUUACCUGUUUGGAUGAAUUGCUCGUUGUAUGUCAUACAUUCGUUUAUCGGUGACUGUUGUCUGUAUUGUACUGCCUAUACAAUAAAGAUCAUUGUUUUACCCAAAA
This is a messenger RNA of Oryza sativa Japonica Group (Japanese rice), 1246 nucleotides long. RefSeq names its product 2-dehydro-3-deoxyphosphooctonate aldolase 1. The record is from RefSeq and is a predicted model, not a curated record. NCBI's taxonomy places the organism in Eukaryota, Viridiplantae, Streptophyta, Magnoliopsida, Poales, Poaceae. Gene Ontology annotation, molecular function: 3-deoxy-8-phosphooctulonate synthase activity. Gene Ontology annotation, cellular component: cytoplasm; cytosol. Gene Ontology annotation, biological process: monosaccharide biosynthetic process.